Molecule: messenger RNA, 1481 nt
Organism: Ascoidea rubescens DSM 1968
Lineage: Eukaryota; Fungi; Ascomycota; Saccharomycetes; Ascoideales; Ascoideaceae
Exons: 1
Coding region: 314-1093 (259 amino acids)
Source: RefSeq, a predicted model, not a curated record
UGAAAGUCUCUUUUGCAGUUGUAAACGUAUCCUAAAAAGUGUCGUUUGGGAUGUGGAUUAUUGCAGCUUCUUAAUUGGGAGGCGCACUAAUCGAGUUUCACAAAGAAAAUAACAGACUUUAGAAAGCUCAGCUCCUCAAUUACUUUAUUCUUUGCAACAGUUUUUGUUUUGUUUUGUUUUCCAAAAGAUUCAACGUUGCACCAAUAAAAUAUUUUGUUUCUUUCUUUCAAUUUUUACAUAAAAGUUAAAAAUAAAUAGUUUAGACUAUAUUUUCUUUGGGUGUUUUAUCUAUAUUUAUUUUUUGAAUUUCAGGAUGGUUUUCAGCAUGUUAAAAUCGAGUAUAGAGCAAUUCUUUUUGGUUAAUAAUAAUAAAAAAGCUUCAGCUGAAAGUGAGUUUGAGGAAAUAUGUAAAAACAUUUUGAUACUGGCAGCUAGGAAAACUAUUCAAAAGAAAAUUAAAAAUGGAAAAAUUGAUGAAAUUGAUGAAAAGUUUUUCCUAAACCAAAUUGAAGCAAAACUCAAGGAUAAAGAUGAAGCUGAUUUUUUGAAUUUUAAGAAAAAGCUGCAUACGGCUUCAAGAUUUAACGCUGUCACUGCUGUUGAAACCAAAGAAGUUCCUAAAAAUCCAAAGAUUGAAAAAAGUCAAGCUAAUUUACAAAAAACCAAAAAAAAUAGUUUCAAAAAAAACGAUCUCAAAAAAAAUGAUCUCAAAAAAAAUGAUUCCAACAAAAAUAACUUUAAAAAAAAUAAUUCCAAAAAAUUACGUCCUUCUAAAUAUCUUCAACAUUGUCAAACUUGUGAUGAAUUUUUAUUUCAAGACGAGAUUAAGGCUUAUCUGAUUGAAGCUACUAAUAGAUUUAUGCGGAAGUCUAGCAUUGAAAAUCUUUUACAAGAGGAUGAUGGGAUAUUGUUCCUUUCUAAAUCGUUCUCAGAUAAAGAAAAACUAAAAAACAGAGCAAAGGCAAAGCCAAAACAAAAAGAAGCCAAAAACAGUGGAGUUAAAAUUACACUUAAGAUAAAUAAAGCCUCUGAAGGCACAGCUCAAGAUAAAAUUACAUUUAAGAUAGAUAAAGUCUCUGAAAACACAAUUUGAGAUAAAAGUAAAGAAACAAAUAGUAAAAAAUACAAUUGGUACAAGUAUUGUAUUGUUAUUAUUUUUGUAACUAAAUUUCCACUUUUCAUAGUUUUCAAUAUUUUUAUUUCCCGUUUUUUUAUAAUAAUCCACAAAAUAAUCAAUAUUUAGGAUAAUCAAGAAAUCCUUUCCUGAACCAUCCUUUAAAGGAACUGGACUUAUUUAACUGGCUAGGAAGGUCUACAAAUAUUUUUUUGUUUUGUUAAAACUUUAUUAAUCUGGUGAAGAGUGAAUUUCCUUGAUUGGAGGAGCUUUUAUUUGUUUGAGACUUUGAUUUGAUCCAGCUAUUUCACCAGAGAAGUGUUUCUUCCAUAAUAUAGAAAAUUGAUAUUGCAGUUCAAUAUUUAAC